This is a messenger RNA of Chaetura pelagica (chimney swift), 708 nucleotides long. It is a transcript of the gene ST6GALNAC4, whose product is annotated as ST6 (alpha-N-acetyl-neuraminyl-2,3-beta-galactosyl-1,3)-N-acetylgalactosaminide alpha-2,6-sialyltransferase 4. Gene Ontology annotation, biological process: oligosaccharide metabolic process; ganglioside biosynthetic process. The record is from RefSeq and is a predicted model, not a curated record. Bases 52 to 708 code for a protein of 218 amino acids. Gene Ontology annotation, molecular function: alpha-N-acetylgalactosaminide alpha-2,6-sialyltransferase activity. The transcript is spliced from 3 exons. Lineage: Eukaryota; Metazoa; Chordata; Aves; Apodiformes; Apodidae.
CUGGAGCGGGCGCUGUGCCGCCGCUGCGCCGUGGUCUCCAGCUCGGGGCAGAUGCUGGGCUCGCACCUGGGAGAGGCCAUCGACGGGCAGGACUGUGUCCUGCGCAUGAACCACGCGCCCACUGCCGGCUACGAGGAGGACGUCGGGGCACGGACCACUGUGCGGGUGGUGUCACACACCAGCGUCCCGCUGCUGCUCAGGAACCAGCCCUACUUCUUCCAGCAGUCUCAGGAGAGCCUUUACAUCAUCUGGGGGCCAGCAAAGAAGAUGAACCGGGAGAAGAGGGGCUCGACCUACCAGGCCCUGCUGAAGGUGACGCAGGUGUACCCACACCUGCAGAUCUACACCCUGACCGAGGAGAAGAUGACGUACUGCGAUGACAUCUUCCAGAACGAGACAGGGAAGAACAGGAUGCAGUCAGGUUCCUUCCUGAGCACGGGCUGGUUCACCAUGAUCCUGGCCAUGGAGCUGUGCGAGCAGAUCUACGUCUUUGGGAUGGUCAGCGACAGCUACUGCAGGGAGAAGAGCCACUUGAGUGUGCCCUACCACUACUUCGAGAAGGGCCGGCUGGAUGAGUGUGGGAUGUACCUGCUGCACGAGCGCGUGCGCCGCGGCGGGCACCGCUUCAUCACCGAGAAAGCCAUCUUCUCCCGCUGGGCCAAGAGGAGGAACAUCACCUUCACCCACCCGUCCUGGGCAGGCAAGUAG